Cheilinus undulatus (humphead wrasse) is the source of this 819-nucleotide messenger RNA. RefSeq names its product protein (peptidylprolyl cis/trans isomerase) NIMA-interacting, 4 (parvulin) (gene pin4). Gene Ontology annotation, molecular function: DNA binding; peptidyl-prolyl cis-trans isomerase activity. The coding region runs from base 100 to 501 and encodes 133 amino acids. The record is from RefSeq and is a predicted model, not a curated record. The transcript is spliced from 4 exons. Gene Ontology annotation, biological process: rRNA processing. Lineage: Eukaryota; Metazoa; Chordata; Actinopteri; Labriformes; Labridae.
GUUUAGGGUACACUGCGCAUGCGCAUCGUGCUCACAACAUAGCAUUGUAUCAUUUGCUUUUCUAUAUUUACUUGAAUAUUCGUGUACUUAAAUCUUGAAAUGCCACCAAAAGGAAAAGGUGGUAAAGGCGAAAAGGGUGGCAAGGGAGGAAAAGGAACUGCCUCAGGAAGUGCAGACGCUGACAAGAAAGAAAAGGCUCCGAAGGGAGGCACUGCUGUGAAGGUUCGACAUAUCCUUUGUGAAAAACAUGGAAAAUGCAUGGAGGCAAUGGAGAAAUUAAAGGCUGGAGUCCGAUUCAGUGAAGUUGCUACACAGUACAGUGAAGACAAAGCUCGACAAGGAGGGGAUCUGGGAUGGAUGACGCGAGGAUCAAUGGUUGGACCUUUCCAGGAUGCAGCAUUUGCCCUGCCUGUCAGCUCCAUGGACAAACCGGUUUACACAGACCCUCCAGUCAAAACAAAGUUUGGGUACCACAUUAUUAUGGUUGAGGGGAAAAAGUGAUGAAAUACAGCUAAACAUAUGAAAUAUGGAGGAUGGAUGAAAUUGAUUUUUUUCCUUGAUUUUACUGUUUCACUGCAACAUCUGAUUUAUAUUUCACAAAUGUUAGAGAAAGAUGCUAUCUGCCAGGUUUGUCUUUGCAAACAUACCUUAUGGAAGAUUCCUCCCAUGGCUGGAUUUAGAAGCCAUUUCUAAUUCACAGGAUUCCCCCUCUUAUCUUAAUAACUGAUUUGUGGAAGUCAGUUUCACCGUGUUUGUAUAUGCUUAAAAUGUGGUUAAAGAAGUAUUAGUCUCACUUCAAUAAACAUGUUUUAAAAGGAA